Vitis riparia (riverbank grape) is the source of this 855-nucleotide messenger RNA. RefSeq names its product protein YLS3-like. The transcript is spliced from 3 exons. The record is from RefSeq and is a predicted model, not a curated record. The coding region runs from base 147 to 713 and encodes 188 amino acids. Gene Ontology annotation, molecular function: lipid binding. Gene Ontology annotation, biological process: lipid transport. NCBI's taxonomy places the organism in Eukaryota, Viridiplantae, Streptophyta, Magnoliopsida, Vitales, Vitaceae.
AGGGAUCUAGGUCCAAUUUCCAACUACUACCACCACCAUCCUCUUCUUUUUACCUCCUUGCUGAUCAUUUAAAUAGCUAGCCAAAGCAUAAACUAGAUUUCAAACUUUGUUCCUCUUCACUUUGCUUCUGAUUUAAGACCAUCACAAUGGGAUCACACUGUACUUUCAUGAUCUUAGUGAUUGUAUCAAUGGUGAUUACCUGUGUAACCUCAGAUUCAGCCAAAGACAAACAAGAAUGUACAGAGCAGUUGGUAGGGAUGGCCACAUGUCUUCCCUAUGUUGGGGGUGAUGCAAAAGCCCCAACACCAGACUGCUGCAGUGGUCUCAAACAAGUCCUGCAGAAGAACAAGAAAUGCCUGUGUGUGAUUAUUAAAGAUAGAAAUGAUCCAGAUCUGGGUCUCAACCUUAAUGCCACACUUGCCUUGGGCCUUCCUUCUGUUUGCCAUGCUCCUGCUAAUGUUUCCCAGUGCCCAGCUCUUCUACACUUGGCUCCUAAUUCACCAGAUGCUCAGGUCUUUUACCAGUUUGCUAACAGCUCCAAUGGCACUGCCAGCAGCACUCCUUCUACUGUUAAAAGCAAUUCCAGUGCAAGUGCUAAUAGUAAAGGCGUGAGCGCUCAGGGUGGCUGUUGCAAUGGAAAGAAAUGGCUGAAUUUGGAGUUUGCUGUUGGUGGGACUUUGCUAUGGCUUCUCACUUCAAACUUGCUCAUUUAGAGGCAAGAUGGGGUUGUCAUUCUCUGUUUAUUGUAUUUUUUGUAUUAAUGCACAACUAUGUCAGCAUGAAAAUGAUCUGGUUUUAAUGGCCUAAAUGACAAGAAAUAUUGCAGCAGAUUGAUAUUAGUGGCGUCAUUCUCAA